GUGACCCUGGGACCUUCGUGUGUGUUUCUGCAGUAUACAGAAUAGUGAAGCAACCCACACAGACACGUGUUACAGAGCAGAAGAGGAGACCAUGUCACUGGCUUCUUGGUUCAGGUGGAAUGAGCCCCCGAGACGAAUGUCCCAAAGGAGCCCCACAGAAAUGGUGAUAGAAACCCUUAUGAUGGAGCUGGGCUGGCAAAUCAAGGAAGCUGAGAAACAGCAGCGGGAGAGAGAGAAUGAGUACCGCAAGAUAAAGACAGGUGUGGACUAUAGCUGGCUGAUUAGCUACCAAAAGCACAGCUAUGAUAUCACUCCAGGGGAGCGUCUUCAACUGGAGGACUUGUGUUCUAAAAUACACCCCUCUUACUGUGGACCUGUCGUAAUCAGAUUCCGGCAACUCAUUGCUGAAUAUGAACCAGAAGCACCAGAAGUAUCUCGGCUCUUUCGUUCUGCUCUACAUGAUGCUCUUGAGAAGAUGAAAGAGGAAGAAGAGGCAAAGAAGCUUGCUAGGCAGUGGAACACAAAGCACAAAACCAGCCUCUCCCUCACAACAUUCAAAUCCCGUUCCAGGAUUUCACCAUUCAGCAGUGACAUCAAGACCAUUUCAGAAGAUGUUGAGAGAGGCACUGAUCCAACCAGGAGAGUAUGGAGCAUGCCAGAGUUCAGAAGUACCAGGGAUUAUUGACUUUAUUUGUUUAAAACAGACACAGAAGUGGACACUGAGAAGGUGGGAGAGGGCUGCCUCAGCUGAAUCUUUUAGGCUAUUCAUGGCCUAUCCUUGAAAGGACACGAUUCUUGUGGUAGAACCGGCAUCUUUACUGUCUAGUGUUUGUGCACUUUGUUGUGUCCCCCGUUGUGUUUAGAGGCUAUAUCACAAAGAAACUGAGACAAGCAUGAAAAGCCAUUUUCUAACAAGACACAUGACCAACUUUUGUAUCUAUAUGUGAAGUGUAUUGUAUUAAAUUCUGAAACAAUCUUUUAAUUUUGAA
Messenger RNA from Eublepharis macularius, 989 nucleotides. It is a transcript of the gene RD3, whose product is annotated as RD3 regulator of GUCY2D. The record is from RefSeq and is a predicted model, not a curated record. The coding region runs from base 92 to 685 and encodes 197 amino acids. Lineage: Eukaryota; Metazoa; Chordata; Lepidosauria; Squamata; Eublepharidae. The transcript has 4 exons.